This is a messenger RNA of Parnassius mnemosyne (clouded apollo), 1701 nucleotides long. Lineage: Eukaryota; Metazoa; Arthropoda; Insecta; Lepidoptera; Papilionidae. The record is from the annotation of a GenBank genome assembly.
AUGAAUCAUUUAUGUGAUAUAAGUGAUGAAGAGUUUGUUCCUUUUCUUCAUGGCUUAGGUGUAGAAACUUACAAGAAGUCUUUCGAAUGGAUGUUACAUGAUCCAAAUUUUGCCGAAGUAUUAAAGUGGUUGUAUAUGAAUUUGGAUCACAAUAAUGCUUUAAGUGCCCGAGAAGAAUGUCGUUAUAUAGAAUUAGAGAAAAGGAAAUGUCUCUUAACAUCUGAUGAAUUAGAAGCAUCUAUAUCAUCUAUUCAAGAACAAUUUGGAGGCCUUUGUCUACCAGGAGAUCAGGAUUCAAUAGAAGAUGUGAAAAUGGACAUUAUUAUGCUAAAGGAACAAUUGGCUAUGUUGGAAAGGCAUGAAGCAAUAGUUAAUGAUUUAACCAAACAAAAUCAAGUAAUAAAAGAAGAACUUGAUGUUGAGUUAAUGAAACUAAGCGCAUCACAGCGACAACUUGCAGAGGAAGAAACCAGUACUGGAGAGCAGUGCCUCGCUCUAGCAGAGGAAGUGGAUGGCAUUGUGGAUAAUGUUAUUGACGUUGUUGCUGAUUCACUAAACUUGUGUGGGAAUAGCUAUACUGAUAAGGAAAUUGCUAGCAAGUUCUUCACAUUUGGUCCCUUUGAGGCAUACAGGCAGUCUCAGGCUCUAUUCUUGUCUCACUUUGACCUAUACGUCUCUAAAAGAUUUAGCAACAAACAGAAUGACAAAAUAACGGACCAAGACAUACGAACGGCGUUGACCGAAGCUAAGAAUAUGGAGGAAAGAUUGUCAGAUGCGGUGUGCGCAUACAUCUCGACGAAAGCGGAAUUAUGCGGCGAGCAGGCAAAACUAGUCCUUGUUGCUAACUACAAUAAUGUACACCCUAGUCAAAUAACUGUAUGUUCAAUGGAAGCUCAAAGUGCAGUGGAAAUCUUAGACCAGGAAGAAAGUAUUUUGGACCAACAGCUACAGGAUGCAGUGAGGCAUUUUGUAUCUUCGCGUACCAACCUCGCGGUGGAAACUGCAGCGCGGGCGGCGCUAAAUAUUAGAGAAAAGGUCCAUAACGAUUUGGCAUUCUUGCUAGAGACAACACAUCAAGCCUUGGCACUUGAUAAACUUCUAUAUUGUGCUUUGAGGAACGAACUUCGAUCCAUUGAGGAACUACUUCACUUUGCGUCACAUCUACGCCAAUAUGUGAUGAGUGAAAAUGAAGCUGUAUGCAGUAGAAUUGAGUCAAUGAAUGAGAUCUGUGCUGAGCAAGCUUUAGCGGAACAGAAACUGCAAACAUCAGACGUAUUACAGAAUACUUUGUAUUCAAUAUUCGGUGUAGAGUCAAGUGAUGAUGCUACAUUGCUUGUAAGGCUUCAAUCUGAAUUGCAGAACAGGAUUCGAGAACUAAACGACAAUGUGGCUGACGGUUUAAAUAAGAAAGAGAUGGCUUUAGUUACAUAUAAACAAUCGAGCAAACCUCUGAAAGAUUAUAUUUGGGAUGGCUGCACCAAACAACCAAAUUGCUAUGACAGAACUUUGGCCUCUAUGAUGCACACACUCAGACAAGAGAUGGAAAAGGUGGAUAGGAAGGUGUUGGAUGCAAGCGGACAGUUUACAUCUGUCAAGAAUGGCGAUAAGAAGAAUCUUAGAAAAAUCUGGCAAUGGUUCCUGACAGAUCAGGCAAAGUUAUUGUCGGUUAUGAAGUCUGUGCAGUCGAGAAACUAUAUGUGA